Lepus europaeus (European hare) is the source of this 2496-nucleotide messenger RNA. RefSeq names its product TNF receptor associated factor 2 (gene TRAF2). Gene Ontology annotation, molecular function: zinc ion binding; ubiquitin-protein transferase activity; tumor necrosis factor receptor binding. Gene Ontology annotation, cellular component: cytoplasmic side of plasma membrane; plasma membrane signaling receptor complex; cytosol. Gene Ontology annotation, biological process: tumor necrosis factor-mediated signaling pathway; activation of NF-kappaB-inducing kinase activity; positive regulation of canonical NF-kappaB signal transduction. The record is from RefSeq and is a predicted model, not a curated record. Lineage: Eukaryota; Metazoa; Chordata; Mammalia; Lagomorpha; Leporidae.
GGAGUGGACGCGCUUGAGCCACGAGCCUCGCGUGUCCGCGUGUCCGCGUGUCCCCGGGCCGAGGGGGUUGGAGGUGCAGGCCGCAGCCAAGUCACAGACGGACUUUGAUUUGCUUGUUUUCGACGGUUUAUUGCGCUGUGACCUGGAGAGCAGGAAGCUGCCCGGGCCGACUGGUCAGCGCCGGUCUCCCCUCUGAGCAGGGGCCCCGCAGGCCCAGCCUCCGGGAGGUGACCCCGAGGGGCCUGGGCCUGGCCGUCUGCGCCUGGCGUGGUCUGGGUGGCCUCGGGACCGCGAUGCUGGAGCUGCCCCCGGGCCGGGUGGACGUCCACGUUGCAGUGAGAACAGGGCUGGCCUCUGCUGACCAGUCCCGGGGAGCCUUGAAGGAGCUGCUGGCCGGUGGCCAGGGCUUCCUGGCGUGGGGGUCCCAGCGCUCAUGGCUGCAGCCAGCGUGACCCCCCCUGACUCCCUCGAGCUGCUGCAGCCCGGCUUCUCCACGAGCCUCCUGGGGACCAAGUUGGAGGCCAAGUACCUGUGCUCGGCCUGCAGGAACGUCCUGCGGAGGCCCUUCCAGGCCCAGUGCGGCCACCGCUACUGCUGCUUCUGCCUGACCAGCAUCCUCAGCUCAGGGCCUCAGAACUGUGCCGCCUGCGUCCAGGAGGGCAUCUACGAAGAAGGCGUCUCUAUCUUAGAGAGCACUUCAGCCUUUCCCGAUAAUGCGGCCCGCAGAGAGGUGGAGAGCCUGCCCGCCGUGUGUCCCAACGAAGGCUGCACCUGGAAGGGCACCCUGAAGGACUACGAGUCUGCCAACGAGGGACACUGCCUGUUCCUGCUGACCGAGUGCCCGGCCUGCAAAGGCCUGGUCCGCCUCGGCGAGAAGGAGCAGCACGCCGAGCACCAGUGCCCCGAGCGGAGCCUGAGCUGCCGGCACUGCCGGGCGCCCUGCGGCCGGGCAGACAUGGAGGCCCACCAUGAGGUCUGCCCCAAGUUCCCCUUGACGUGCGACGGAUGCGGCAGGAAGAAGAUCGCCCGGGAGAAGUUUCAGGACCACGUCAGGACGUGUGGCCGGUGCCGGGUGCCGUGCAGGUUCCACACGGUCGGCUGCUCCGAGGUGGUGGAGGUGGAGAAGCAGCAGGAGCACGAGGCGCAGCGGCUGCGGGAGCACCUGGCCCUGCUGCUGGGCUCCGUCCUGGACGCGAAGCCCCUGCUGGGCGAGCAGUGCCCGGCGGCGCCAGAGCUGCUGCAGCGCUGCGAGGCGCUGGAGCGCAAGACGGCCACCUUCGAGAACAUCGUGUGCGUCCUGAACCGCGAGGUGGAGAGGGUGGCCGUGACCGCCGAGGCCUGCGGCCGGCAGCACCGGCUGGACCAGGACAAGAUCGAGGCCCUGAGCAACAAGGUGUGCAGCAGGCUGGAGCGGAGCCUCGGCCUCAAGGACCUGGCCCUGGCUGACCUGGAGCAGAAGGUUCUGGAGAUGGAGGCGUCCACGCACGACGGGGUCCUCAUCUGGAAGAUCUCAGACUUCGCCAGGAAGCGCCAAGAGGCCGUGGCUGGCCGCACACCGGCCAUCUUCUCCCCAGCCUUCUACACCAGCAGGUACGGCUACAAGAUGUGUCUACGCAUCUACCUGAACGGUGACGGCACCGGCCGAGGGACGCACCUGUCGCUCUUCUUCGUGGUGAUGCGAGGCCCAAACGAUGCCCUCCUGCGGUGGCCUUUUAACCAGAAGGUGACCCUGAUGCUGCUGGACCAGAACAGCCGCGAGCACGUGAUCGACGCCUUCCGGCCGGACGUGACCUCGUCCUCCUUCCAGAGGCCGGUCAGUGACAUGAACAUCGCCAGCGGCUGCCCCCUCUUCUGCCCCGUCUCCAAGAUGGAGGCCAAGAACUCGUACGUGCGGGACGAUGCCAUCUUCAUCAAGGCCAUCGUGGACCUAACGGGGCUCUAGCUGCCUCCGUGGGCCAGGGAGGAGCCGCACCAGGGCAGGCCGGGCCGGGCGGGCUGCAGCCCUGCACGCUGUCCUCGGGUGGGCCUGGAUCCCGGCCCCAGUGCUGCCCAGUGAAGGGCGGGGCUCCCGAGCAGUCAGCUGCAGCCGAGGGUGGGGUCUCGUGGCUGCCGGCCACAGAGGGUCUGCUCCGUGGCACAGGGCCUCGUGGCUGCUCGCCACAGAGGAGGGGCUGCUCCGUGGGAUGAGGUCUCAUGGCUGCUGGCCACAGAGGAGGGGCUGCUCCGUGGGACGGGUCUCGUGGCUGCCGGCCACAGAGGAGGGGCUCCCAGCAGCUCCAUUCUGUGCUCGGGCCCUGGACGGCGGGGAGCAUUGUCAGAACCCUAGGUUGGUGUCCAGACGGGAGACCCUGGCUGGGAGUCCAGCAGGCCCGUGGGUGGGGCGGGGGUCCGGCCGUGGGCCGUCCCUGCUGGACGUGGUGUGUAGGGCGUGGCCCCGCCCCGUGGGAGUGCGCUUGUGCCCUGAGGAGCACUUGUCAUUAAACCGUUGACGUCUGA